Messenger RNA from Plasmodium vinckei vinckei, 7638 nucleotides. Its product is annotated as transcription factor with AP2 domain(s), putative. The coding region runs from base 1 to 7638 and encodes 2545 amino acids. Gene Ontology annotation, molecular function: DNA-binding transcription factor activity. Gene Ontology annotation, biological process: regulation of DNA-templated transcription. The transcript is spliced from 2 exons. NCBI's taxonomy places the organism in Eukaryota, Apicomplexa, Aconoidasida, Haemosporida, Plasmodiidae. The record is from RefSeq and is a predicted model, not a curated record.
AUGGAUAAAUCUGCUAAAUCGGAAGAUUGUAAAAUAAACUCUAAAUUGGAAAAUUAUAAACAUGAUGUUGAUCAAAUAAAAAAAACAUAUAACUUAUAUCAGAACAAAAGUAUGGAUACAUUUGCAUCUAAUUCAACAAUAGAUGAAAAUAAGAUUGUAAAUACAAAUGACUUUUGCAAUACAUGUAAUCAACAAAACAAUGAAAGAAAUGUAGAGAAUAAUAAUACUACAAAGGAAGUAUGUCUUUCAGAAGAAAACAAAAGUAACAGUAUGAUGGAUUUCUUAAAAACACCAAUAAUAAAUGAAAAUAAUUAUAAUAAUUAUAUGAAUGAAAUAAAUAAAGAAUUAAAGAAUAUUGAGAAUAUGCAUACAUAUAUGGACAAUUACAAUGAUAGUCGUAUAAAUCAAACAAACAAAUUUAAUAUAUGUAUGAACUGUUCAUAUAAUAAUGAUAGUUAUACAUGUAAAGACAUGAACUGUACAAUAAAUCCUGAACAGUUUGAAUAUAACAAUUACAAUAAUAAUGAAACAUCUAAAUUAUUAAAAACAUAUAUUGAUAAAAUAUUUCAAGAUGAACAUAAUGAAGAUAAAACACAAAAAAAUGGAAACUAUAAUGAAUACUCUCAAAAUAUGCAAGCAUCUGAUUUUGCAAUUAAUAAUAAUAUAAUGUCUGAUACAUUAAAAGAUAUAAAUAUAAAAAAUAAUAAUGUUAUUACAAAAAAUAUUGUUAAUAAAAUCCAGAAUUAUUUAAAAAAUUCCAAUUCAAUUUCUACAUGUAUAGAUAAUACAAAUUGUAUAGGAAGUGAAAAUAGUAAAGGUCAUUUAGAAACAAAUGAUUGUAAUAGAUGUCAAAUAUGUGAAAAUAAUAUGAUUAACAAAAAGUUUGAAAAUAAACUAAAUAUAUCUGUACCUCCUUUUCUUGUCUAUAUAUCUACAAAUCAUUUAAAUAGUGAUAUAACAGUGAGGUUAAAUAAUAAUAUAUUUCCAAUAAUAAAUAAUAAUGAAUUAUUUAAAUAUAUUCAUAAUGAAUUAAUUUUAGGAUUAUUUAAUUUAGAUUCUAGUAAAUAUAUAGAACAAUUAAUUUAUAGUAUUAAAAAAUGUUUCAUUGAAAUUUUAGAUUAUUUAAAAGAAAUAAAUCAUAUGUAUGUUUACAAUUUAAAUGAUGGUGAAUAUUUUUAUCACUUUAGAGAAAUAAUGUCUAUUGAGUUUUCAGAAAUCGAUAUGAAUUCAAUAAUGUAUUAUUCAAAAAUUUAUAAAAAAAUUUAUGAACAAUCUGAAAAACGAAAAAAAAAUAAAAAUAAUAAAAAUAACAAUCGGGGUAUAAUUCAUGCUUCUUCAAAAAUAUUUUUACCAUAUUUAAACAGAUGUAAAACAAAAAAAAAUAAUAAAGAAAAAAGUAAAAGUUCGGAAAAUGUUUUUUCUAACUUUAAAAGUGUAAAAGAAGUUGUUGAAAAAGAAAGCGGUGAAGAAUAUGAAGAAUGUUUAAUGCAUGAUAAUGAACUAGAUGACAAAAGUAAGACAGCUGCUCGAAUUUUAAAAAGAAGACACUGUUUGAUAGAUGAAAAGAAUGGUUCUAAAAAUGAUUAUAAACAAAUAAAAACAGAAAUUGCAUCUAUUGAUUUAAAUAAUACAAAUGAAUCUGAAAAUAAGAAUGUAUUAGAAGCAGAUAUCACCAAAUUAACUAAACAAGAGUCUGUUGAACAGAAUGAUAAAGAUGUUAGUGAGCAAUGUGAAAGUAAGACAAAUAAUAAAUCGGAAGAAGAAAGAUGUGAUUCUAUUUGUUCAAAUAUUAAGGAAAGCGAUGAGAAGAAGGAUGCAUCUAGCAAUGAUAUUGAGAAUAAUGAAGUAGAUGCAAGAGAAAAAGAUGGAAAAGGUAUGAUCGAGUCAGAAGAAAUUGAAAAGGAAAUAACUAAUGAUACUAGUGAAGAUUGUAUAAAGUUUUAUGAAAAAGAUGAACUAUUUUUUAAUAAUAAGACAGAUGCAUAUAAAGAUAAGACAAGUACAGUUGAUAAAUUAGAAACUGAGGAUAUAGAUGCAUCUUACAAAAGUACGUUUUCAUCUAAUGAUAUUUUAAUUAAAAAUAGUGAGCUAAUUUCUGAACAUGCGGAAAAUGGUGAAAAUAAAUGUACAGAAAAGUUUACUAAUUUAAAAAAAGAGAAUUCUUUUACUUCUGAUAAUAAUAAUAAAUCUAGAGUAGCAUCAAAUAAUAGUGUUAAUAAAAAAUAUGGAAUAAAAAAGAUAACACAAAAUAAAGAAAUAUCUAAUGGAAAAAUAAUAAAAAAAAUAAAAAUAGCAUAUAUAAAUAAAAUUAUUAGUACAAUAUUAUGUAGAAAUUUAUUAAAUUAUUCAUUAAUUUUUUCACCAAUAUUAAAAAAUGAAGGUGUUAUAUCAAAUUUAAAUAUUUCCAUCAUUAAUAAUAUUAUUCUAAAAUUAAAAAAUCUAAGAAUGAUGGAUAUUGAAAAUACAAGAAUGCGUUCUUACUAUAUGUAUAAAAAUAUGUCAACAAUUAGUUUCGAAAAUAAUUACUUACCAUUUAAUGGGUUUGGAAAUAAUAUUAUAAUAAAUUCUCAACUCGAUCAAGCUGUUCAAAAUAAAGACAAGACAACAAACAAAUUAUAUGCUCUAUAUAAUACGGAAGAUAAAAUAAUUAAUAGAUUUAUAUCUUUAAUACCUGAUGAAAUAAAAUCACAAUUUUUGAAUAACAUUACUGAAAAAUCGCAGAACAAUGGUUCUUAUAAUAUUAAUAAAAUAAAAAAGUUUGUUGAAAAUUAUUUAAAAAUAAAAAAUGUAAAUUCUACAUCUGCUUUGAACGAUUUUACUGAAUUAUGUGCUGGUCUUGAAACUGGUGAUGUAGAUAAUACAUCUAUUGAAAAUAAUGGAAAAAUGAUUCAGAUCCUUCGAGAAUUGAUAAUAAAAUAUGAAGAUCAAAUAAAUAAAAAUGAAAGAAAUGAUUCUAUUACUACUUCUGUACAGAAUACUAAUUUAGAGAAAGCCGAAUCAAAUGUAGAACCCGAAUCUGAAAAUACAAAAAAUGAAAAUUUAGAUGCAAAAAAAGAUGAUGAAACAUUUAUAAACUUUUUAAAAUCUGAAUUAUUAGAAAAAGAAUCGAAUGAAUAUGAUAUAAUUUUAAAAAAUUUAUUAAACAAAAAUAUAAACUCAAACAGUUUUAAAAAUACAAUUGAUGAGAAAAAAGUGUGUAGCAUAUUUAAUGAUGGAUCUAUAAAUAAUUACACAAAUUUUGAAUAUAAUGAAAAUAUGAAUCACCAUAAAAUUGUAAAUGAUUACAAUGAAUUGAAGUAUCUAAAUAAUUUAAGUAAUCUAAAUUAUGGACAUGAUAAUACAAUAUUAGAUUCUAACUUUAAAGAAAUAAUAGCAAAUAGAAUGGGACAUAUUUUAGCUAAUAAUUCUUUUAUUUUAAAUAAAUUAAUUCCAAUAAUUUUAAAUGAUAAUUUUUCAAAUAUAAAAAAUUGUCAUAAACCUCAUUGUAAUUUUGGUGAGUCAAAUUUGGAGGAUUUAUCUAAAAUGAUUAAACAUAAUUAUGAUAUAAAAAAUGUGAAUAGUUCAUUAAAUUUAUCUGAUUUAAAUGCAAAGUUAAACAUUUUAAAUAUGAUGAAGAAUAAAAAUAGUGAUUUAUUGAAUAGUUACGACCAUUUAGUAAUGCCUAAUAAGUAUUUGGAAUGUAGAAAUGGAAAUAACUUUUAUAGUAAUUGUCCUUCAUGUUGUAAUAAAAAUUAUUAUAAAGAAAAUCAUAUAGAAAAUAUAAAUGAUUGCAAAUUUUUUAAUAAAGGGGGUGAAAAUACUAAUUGCUAUUAUUCAUCACAAUGUGAAAAUGGAUAUAAUGGUAGUUUAAAUAAUAGACAAAAUGGGUUCAAUGAUUCUAUAAUUCUUCAAAACAUUAUGAAACAGCUUUUAGAAAAAAAUAAAUCAAAAGAAAUGAAUAAUAAAAUUUAUUCUGAUUUAUUGAAUUAUUUACAAAAAAUAUCUGAAAAAAAUAAUGGAGAAAACUUGUCAAACGAUUUAGAUUCUAUUUAUAAUAAUAAUGAAUUAAAUUCUAUGGAAGUAAAUCAUAAUAUGAUUGAUGCAAACAUAAAUAAUAAAAAUAUAAAUUUUAGAGAUAUUCAAAAUUUAUUUUUAAAAAUGAAAGAAGAAUUAUCACGAGGAUCAAUCAGAAAUGGUAAUACUAAUAAACCUGAUCAAGAUAUGUUUUCAAAUUCAAAUAUUAGACAAGGACAUAAUUUAAAUGGUUUAGGUUCUACUAACCAAUCUGAUGAAGAUAAUUUUAAUUUCAAUAAUUUAGAAUCUAUUUAUAAAGAGCUUCUAUUAAAAAAAUCCAAUAACCAGAUGCAUCUAAAUAUUGAAAAUCGUAACAAUAAUAAUGAUGAGAUUAAUUCUAACUUGUUUUAUGAAUUUAUUAAAAAUAAUAAUAAAGCUGGAAGUAAAACAAAAAAUGAUUUAUCUUCAUUAUAUAGUUAUGCAGCAUAUAAAUCAUGGUUAGCUAGUUUAGAAAAUGCAAAAAAAAAUAAUAGAAUUAAUAGUAAUAAUCAAUAUGUUAUUGAUACUAAUUUGUAUAGUUCAUGUUUAUGUGUUGGUAAAUGCGUAUGCUAUAAAAAUGAUUAUUUAAAAAUAAUUGAUAAUAAUAAUUUAAGGGAAUAUUUAUCAAACUUAUCAUAUUCAAAUAUGGUUGUAGAUGCAAAUAAUGAAAAAAUGGCAAAUAUGGAUGAGCUUGGUAAAUUUUUAUUAGUUUCUGUUGAUAGUAAGAGAAAUAAUUUACAUGAUUGUUUGAACAUGAGUCAUAAUGAUGACAAAUUGGGUAGAAUUAUAAGUAACAGUUCUUCUAAUUUAUUUUUAAGUUCUAAAAAUAAUAAUGGUGAUAACAUAUUAGGAAAUACAAGGGGAUUCGAUAAUUUAAAUUUACGAGGCAAUUCAGAUGAUGCACAAUUUGAUAUAAACCUUUUAAAUAACAAUCAUGAUAAUUUAAAUAUUAUGAAAGAAUUGUAUGGAAGUGAUAAAAACAUUUUAAGAUCAAAUAAAAAUAUAUUCGGAAAAAAAAAUAGUUAUAGCAGUUUGAAUGAAGAUGAAAAUAAAAACAACAAUGAAUCACUUACAAAUGCAGAUAAUUUAAAGACCGGAAUUAAAGGAGAUAAAAAUUGUAAAAAUGGAAAUAUGCCUAUCAAUGGUUUAUAUGGGGGUUAUGGACGUGGGCAAAGAGCAAAAGGAUUGGAGAAAAAUAAGAAUUUAACGGAUAAUGGAACUACAAACAAAACUAGCGGAAACACAAAAGGCAGUACAUCAAAAAGAGGUAAUGGGAAGGAUAAGCAAAAUGGAACAGGUUAUGUAGAUAUUGGUGAAAACUAUGAGCUUAAAUAUACAGUUGCUGAGCUGAAACCACAAAGAGGAGUUUAUUUUGAUAAGUCCCAAAAGGCAUGGAUUGGAAGUUGGUAUGAAGAAGGAAAACAAAUUAAGCGUCGAUUUAAGAUUAAAUAUUAUGGAUGGGAUGAGGCUAAAGAAUUAGCAACAAAAGCUAGAUUUUCUUUUGAAAACAGAAUCAAAAAUUUAGAAGGAAAUAAUGGUAAGGGUAAUUCUGGUGCAUCUAAAAAUAAUACAAAUUCAGGAGAAAAGAAUGGAACAAAACUUACGACAAGUGGUAAUAAAAAAAAUGGAACACAAGAUGUAGAAAAUAAUAAUACGGAUAGAAUCAAAACAAGAAAUAGUUCAAAAGAUGUAGGAGAAAAAAAUAAUAAUGAAAAUGUUAUAUCUGAUGAAAAUAAUAUUAAUGAUAUAGAUAACCAUAAUAAUCCAAAUGAAAAUUAUGGUUCUACAUCUAUGUGUAAGUUAGUAAAUAAAAAUAUGAGUAAUGAAAAAAAAAAAAAUAAUAAUAUAGAUGAAGAUGAAAUAUGGAAUAAUAAAGAGUCUCAAAAUUAUGAUUCUAAAGUAAAAUAUGAUAAAGAUGGAAAUGGAAAAUCUAAUUUAUCAUAUGAAAACAAAUCAGGAGUAAAUACUAGAAGUGGUCAUCUUACAAAAAAAAAUAGUUUUAAUAAUAAAAAUAAUAAUAAUUGGUCAGAAGAAAGACAUAUUGAUUAUAAUAAUUCAGAUGUAAAUAUGUCUGAACAAAGGUCUUAUUAUGAUACAUAUAAUAAUGGAAAUGGCUAUGAAAUAGAUGAAGGUAAAAAUGGUGUAAAUAAAUUAUAUGGAUAUGAUGAAACCGAAUUAGAUAGUAAAAAUGGUAAUAUAAUAAACUCAGGAAAAAAAAAUAGUUUCAAUAAUAAUGGACAAAUAAAAUAUCAAAACAAUAAAUACAAUGAUGGAAAUAAUACUAUUACUUAUGCUAAAUCAAAUACAAAAAAAGGAUGUGAUAAUAAUAUAAUCGAUAAUUCUGUUAUAUUACCUCAAGGUGUAUUUUAUCAGGAUUCUAAAAAAGCUUUUUGUGCUAAUUGGUAUUCAAAUGGUAAACAAGAAAAAAGAUAUUUCUCUAUUAAUAAGUUUGGUGAAGAAAAAGCUAGAAGUUUAGCUAUAGCAGCAAGAAAAAAAUUUGAAAAUUUGUAUAAAAAAAAUAAUAAAAGAGAUUAUGUUACAGGAACUGUUCAUACACAACAAAUUGAAAAUGGAAACUCUGAAAUGUCUAUUUCUAAAAAUAAUGAUAAUUUAAAUGGAGAAAAUAUGAGUCUUGAAAAAAAUGAGUCUGGUAUUGAUUACACAAAAAAAGAAAUGAAUGAUGAUAAAGAUUCAGAAACUAAUAAUGAUGAACAUAUUGUUAAGAGAAAUAGCUAUGUAGAUGCUAAUAAUAUGGGAAUAAAUAAUAGAUGCAAUACACGAAAUGGUUCUAAACAUGUUAACUUCGAUUAUAAUAGUGAAAACGGUUUUGGAAAUGAAAAUAAUUAUGAAGACAAUGAAGAGAAUAAAGGAGAAGAUGAAAAUGGUUUUGUAAAAAAUUGGAAUGAACAUGAAAAAAAAAUAAUAAAUAAUCAGGGGAAUCAUAACAUUAAUACAAAUGCGAUAAAAGAAAAUCAUAUUGAUAAUAUUACAAACAUUCACGGAUCAAAGGCUAAUGAAGAAUAUCAUACUGAUUUAGAGAUGAAUGAUGACAAGCAAGAUGGAAAAAUAAAUAUAGAAAAUGAAAACUAUGAUAAGGAUUAUCUAAAUAAUGAUACAAUACAGGAAAUGUGUAAUAAUGACCAUAACAUAGAUGACAAAAAUAUAUCUCCUCAUUUAUAUUUACAAACAAAUGAUAACGAAAAUAAAGAAAUAAUAAUAGAUGAUAUGAACAUAAAUAAUUGUAAUAUAGAAGAUGAUUCUAACUAUUUUAAUAAUAGCAAUAAUAAGGAAUCAGAUGAAGAUAUGUUUGCAAAAAAUUCACAAAAAGAAGAUUUAAGUCCAUAUAACAAAUCAGAUAAAUCUGGAUCAACACCAGCUGGAGUUUAUGUUAUUAGAAUUAAUGGAGUUGUACAAGCAUGGAGAGCUGAAUGGAAAAGCCCAAGUGGUUGUAAAAAAACCAAAAAUUUUGGAAUAAGUACAUAUGGCUCGGAUUUAAGUAAAAAAUUGGCAAUUGAGAUGAGAGCCAGAAUGUCUGGUGAAUGCUUAGUUGCUGAUGAUGGAACUGUAUUCGAUUACACAAAUAAAGCAGAAUCGAAAGAUGAUUGA